AUGACUUGGCGAAAGCCCUUCGGAGACCGCGCUGCGGCGUCUGGCACCGUUGCCGGGGGCCAGGUCGAACAGAUCUCCAAUGGCAGCGUCCAGUACAUCGGCGAAAAGGGCGGCAAUGAUGCACCUCCAACAUACCAAGAUGCCUCCGGUGCGCCCGUUGAGAACAAUUCGCCUUUGGGAUAUUCCGUCGGGCCGGUUACUAUCACGUUGCUGAACAUCACGAUGAUGAUCGGUGCUGGUAUCUACUCUACACCUGCUUCAAUUCUCGCGGGUACUGGUUCCGUUGGUGUUAGCUUUGUCUAUUGGACUCUUGGUUACCUGCUAUGCAUGGCAUCUGGAGCCGUCUACCUCGAGUUCACCGCAUACUUCCCCAGUCGAUCCGGCUCCGAAGUCGUCUUCCUCGAACAAGCCUACCCCCGUCCCAUGUGGCUUUUUCCAACCACAUUCGCGGUACAGAGUGUUAUUCUAUCCUUUGGAAGUGCAAAUGCCACGGGUAGAUGGAAAGUCAUGGCAAACUACCUGAUUGCCAUAUCUGGCCAUGAGGGCACAGAUUGGCAAAUCAAGGGGACCGCCUUAGCCUGCUACACCCUAGCCACACUGACACUUGUGUUCAACACCAAGUACGCUUAUUGGUUUUCCAACGGCGUCGGAAUCGUGAAGAUUUGCACUUUGCUUUUCGUCAUUAUCACGGGUUUCGUCGUUCUAGGCGGACACACAAAGGUUCAGGACCCCACGGCAAACUUCAAAGAUGCCUGGUCUGGUAGCUCUUCGGCCACUGCAUACGGCAUGACUACUGCACUUUACCGCAUCAUCUUCUCAUACGGAGCUUUGACCACGGUCUACGUCCUUUACAUGUUCGCCAACGUUGCUUUCUUCGCUGCUGUGCCAAGAGAGGAUCUUGAGAACUCUGGCUUGACAGUUGCAAGUCUCUUCUUCACGGCAGUCUUCGGAAACUCUGGGGCUGUGCGUGGUCUGAACUUUCUUAUUGCACUGGCCUCUUUCGGAAAUAUGAUCGCGGUUAUUAUUGGGCUUUCUCGCCGCAUUAGAGAAUGCGGUCGCCAAGGCGUACUGCCUUGGACAAGAUUCUGGGUAUCUACGAAGCCUUUUGGAACGCCAUUGGGACCGUAUGCGGUGAUUUGGUUUCUGACUGCGCUAAUGAUUCUGGCGGUCCCUGCUGGAGACGCUUUCACUUUUGUCAACGAUCUCGGAGUCUUUCCCCAGGCCGCCUUUAACUUGGCAAUGGCUGUGGGUAUCUAUGUCGUCCGCUGGCGGCGGAGUAAGCUGAACCUCCCCGAGCCCGAGUUCAAAGCGUGGCACGUGGUGAUCAUCUUCAACAUCUGCAUCCAGCUUUACCUUCUGAUCAUGCCGUGGUACCCGCCGGCAGGCGGACAGUACGCUGGUGACGUCAGCUUUUGGUAUGCGACGUACGCGGUGACCGGUGUGGGAAUUCUCCUCGCCUGUGCAGCUUACUACUGGUUUUGGGCAUUCCUCAUCCCAAAAUGGAAGGGCUACAAGUUGCGCCAGGAACUCAUCAGUUUUGAGGACGGUGCUCAGAGUAACCAGCUUCGGAAGGUCCCUUACGCCGACGUUGCCGAAUGGGAUGCUACUCACGAUGCGGCUGGGCGCAUCGUCAACAACACCACCGUUACCGAAGCUCCGGUCCAAGAGAAGGCUGUGCGCACUUCAUCUGAGGGCAGCAACUCUGAUGUCGGUAACUCAGUUUCUGUGAGUAAUCGGAAAAACGGCGGUGUCUAG
Messenger RNA from Colletotrichum gloeosporioides, 1755 nucleotides. Its product is annotated as High-affinity methionine permease. Gene Ontology annotation, cellular component: membrane. NCBI's taxonomy places the organism in Eukaryota, Fungi, Ascomycota, Sordariomycetes, Glomerellales, Glomerellaceae. Gene Ontology annotation, molecular function: L-amino acid transmembrane transporter activity. The record is from RefSeq and is a predicted model, not a curated record. The transcript has 9 exons. The coding region runs from base 1 to 1755 and encodes 584 amino acids. Gene Ontology annotation, biological process: amino acid transmembrane transport.